Labrus bergylta (ballan wrasse) is the source of this 1480-nucleotide messenger RNA. It is a transcript of the gene tpi1b, whose product is annotated as triosephosphate isomerase 1b. Gene Ontology annotation, molecular function: triose-phosphate isomerase activity. Gene Ontology annotation, biological process: gluconeogenesis; glycolytic process; glycerol catabolic process. NCBI's taxonomy places the organism in Eukaryota, Metazoa, Chordata, Actinopteri, Labriformes, Labridae. The record is from RefSeq and is a predicted model, not a curated record. Gene Ontology annotation, cellular component: cytosol.
CUUUUUCACGACCCGCUCUCUCUUACCCCAGACAAGGCAGACCUCCCUGUGGGCCAUUGGUACCGUUUAAAUUCUCAAAUAAAACAGCAGCAAAACAGUUAAAAAAAACCCCGCAACCAUGAGCAGGAAAUUCUUCGUUGGUGGAAACUGGAAGAUGAACGGCGACAAGAAGAGCCUCGGGGAGCUCAUCAAGACCAUGAAUGGAGCCACGGUCGACUCCAAUGUCGAGGUUGUGUGCGGUGCCCCAGCAAUCUACCUGGACUUUGCCAGGUCCAACCUGGACGCCAAGUUUGGCGUGGCGGCCCAGAACUGCUACAAAGUUCCCAAGGGUGCCUUCACUGGGGAGAUCAGCCCUGCGAUGAUCAAGGACUGUGGCGUGAACUGGGUGAUUCUGGGACACUCUGAGAGGCGCCACGUCUUCGGAGAGAGUGAUGAGCUCAUCGGUCAGAAGACAGCACACGCUCUGGAGAGCGGCCUGGGUGUCAUCGCCUGCAUCGGCGAGAAGCUGGACGAGAGAGAGGGCGGCAUCACCGAGAAGGUCGUCUUUGCUCAGACCAAGGUCAUCGCAGACAAUGUAAAGGACUGGAGCAAGGUCGUGCUCGCUUACGAGCCUGUGUGGGCCAUUGGCACAGGCAAGACCGCUUCCCCACAGCAGGCUCAGGAAGUGCACGAGAAGCUGAGGGGCUGGCUGAAGACCAACGUGUCUGAGGCUGUAGCCAACUCUGUCAGGAUCAUCUAUGGAGGUUCUGUGACCGGUGGUACCUGCAAAGAGCUCGCCUCCCAGAAGGAUGUCGACGGUUUCCUCGUGGGCGGAGCCUCCCUCAAGCCAGAGUUUGUCGAAAUCAUCAACGCCAAGGCAUAAAAGAAAAACCUGGAAAACUGCAGUGAGACCAAGUCCAGAUUAGAGGCCAGCUCCAUUCAGACGAUUCAGCUCCAUCAUCCUUCACUGUCAGCACUUUGUCCUCUUCCCUCCUCAUUCAAAGUAUUUGUGUAUUGAGGUCAUUCCCUGCUUUUCCUUUUAUUUUUUUGUGGUAUAUUUGACAUGAAAAGAAAAGGGCAGGUUGACACGUGCACUGUACUGCACUGAAAAAGAGUUAAGUCCACUGAGAAUAAACCUUGUGCGUACUAACUUCCACACUGAGUGCUCAAGCUGUAAAGACUGACAAGAAUUACACCUUGAGGUGGACGGCCAGUCCUCGCCUUUACUUGAAAAGUUUGCGAAAAAACAUUUCUGUAAACAAUGUCACAGCUCUUGUCAAUCAGAUGUAUUUGUCUUUGUAAUAUGGGUGUCUCUUUUGUGUAAUUAUGAUGAUCUGUGGCUUUUUUUUUUUCUCCCUGUAGACGUGCAUGAUCCGCUCUCUCUCCGGCUGUUUGGCUGAGAGUAGAGCGUUCACUACAUGUUAAUCAUACUGUGUCAUGGCCGAUGGGUAUAAGGGUUUGAAGGCUGUAAGGUAACAUAAUAAACGCUUUAGAGACUGAG